AUGGCCAUUUCUGAACCCUUGGUGGCUUUCCUCUCUGUAGGUACAGACGUUUCCAGCUUGAGAAAGGCAGGCCCCAAAGAUCGGAGUGCACUGUUGGCUGAUAUCCAGCAAGGAACUCGCCUACGGAAAGUCACCCAGAUCAAUGACCGCAGUGCCCCACAGAUUGAGAGUUCUAAAGGAAUCAACAAAGAAGGAGGAGGGUCUGCAAACUCUCGAGGUGGAAGCACACCCCCAAGCCUGGGAGACCUGUUUGCUGGUGGCUUUCCUGUGUUGAGACCAGCCGGCCAGAGGGAUGUGGCAGGUGGCAAGACAGGGCAGGCCCCUGGCUCCCGCGCACCUUCUCCCCGGCUUCCCACGAAAACUCUCAGUGGCCCACUUAACCCUCCUGCAUCUCCCAGGCUAGGCAAUGCCUCCGAGGCUCAUGGCACCGCCAGGACAGUCCCUCCUCGCCCCAGCAUGCCUGCCCCACCGCCUCCCACCCCACCUCCACCUCCUCCACCCCUACCCCCACCCCUGCCCCCUUCCUCCCCCACCAAAGCUCCACUGGUGUCCCCACCUGGCCCGCCCACCAAAGGGAACCCCCCCAAGUCUCCCAGCCUCCAGGCCCAGUCACCCAAGUCCAGUGUGCAGGCCUUGCUGGUGCCACCAGUCCCUCCAGGAUCCCAGCCAUUCCUGCAGAAGAAGAGGCCCGGCCGAGGCCCAGGGACCAGUGGGGGGAAGCUAAAUCCACCCCCAGCACCCCCUGCGAGAUCACCCACCACGGAGCUUUCAAGCAGAAGCCAGCAGGCCCCAGCCUGGACCCCGACACAGCAGCCUGGGGGGCAGCUGCGGAACGGAAGCCUGCAUAUCAUUGAUGACUUUGAAUCUAAAUUCACAUUUCAUACUGUGGAAGACUUUCCUCCUCCAGAUGAAUAUAAACCAUGCCAGAAGAUUUACCCCAGCAAGAUCCCCAGAAGCCGUACACCUGGUCCCUGGCUCCACGCCGAGGCGGCAGGGCAGAGCUCGGAUGACAUCAAAGGCAGAAAUUCUCAGUUAUCUCUAAAGACACUCCGGUGAGAAGACAGAUGAAGCCAGUAUCCUGUGAACCGCCUGGGGGUCCGUAUCGCCAGAUGGGCAUCCCCAGGA
Neomonachus schauinslandi (Hawaiian monk seal) is the source of this 1125-nucleotide messenger RNA. RefSeq names its product WAS/WASL interacting protein family member 3 (gene WIPF3). Gene Ontology annotation, molecular function: actin binding; gamma-tubulin binding; alpha-tubulin binding. Bases 1 to 1056 code for a protein of 351 amino acids. The transcript has 9 exons. Lineage: Eukaryota; Metazoa; Chordata; Mammalia; Carnivora; Phocidae. Gene Ontology annotation, cellular component: recycling endosome; WASH complex; early endosome. Gene Ontology annotation, biological process: retrograde transport, endosome to Golgi; Arp2/3 complex-mediated actin nucleation; endocytic recycling. The record is from RefSeq and is a predicted model, not a curated record.